Molecule: messenger RNA, 1407 nt
Organism: Arachis ipaensis
Lineage: Eukaryota; Viridiplantae; Streptophyta; Magnoliopsida; Fabales; Fabaceae
Source: RefSeq, a predicted model, not a curated record
AUGCAGAAGAAAGCAAUCCCUGGCUCUGACCCCUCAGCAACAGGACCAUCAUCAAAAGAAAAAGAUAAAGCCUUGGCCCAACCUAGAGGGGUUAUCAACUGUAUUUCGGGAGGAUACGCUGGAGGCGGACACACAAGCUCGGCCCGAAAGCGCACUUACAAGGCCAUGUUGACGGUCACAGAUGCCCCUAAGGAUCCUCAGCCGGUUCAGGACUUCCUAGAAAUGACUUUCCGAUCUACCGACUUUAAUUGUGCUGAUACCAACUAUGACGACCCCGUUGUAAUUUCCGUUCAAUUGGGGGACUUGAUAGUCCAAAAAGUAUUACUUGAUCCCGGAAGCAGUGCCGACGUGUUAUUCUUUACCACGUUUGAAAAAAUGAAGUUAAGUAGCAACAUUUUGCAACCGUAUCUUGGAGACUUGGUCGGAUUUUUAGGAGAACGAGUCCCUGUUUUGGGUUCUGUGUGGUUACAAACCACACUCGGUGAGCAACCAUUAUUUAAGACACAAGACAUUCAGUAUCCUAUCGUCGACUGCUUUAGCCCUUAUAACCUUAUAUUAGGCAGACCAUUUUUAAAUAGAUUUACUACAAUUGUAUCCACGGUUCACCUUUGUGUUAAGUUUCCUGUGCAGGACAAUGUAGUAGCUACAAUCCACGGUGACCUUCAUGAAGCUCGGCAAUGCUGUAACACAAGCUUGAAGCCAAUCAAAAAGAACAACACGGCACGGGUUAACUCCAUACAAUCUGAGCAACCAAUGCUGGCCGAGCUAGACCCUAGGGCCGACUUUGAGGAUCGGCCUAUGCCAAAUGAGGAAUUAACAAAGGUUGCCUUAACCAAAGACCCAAUGAAGUUCACUUUUGUGGGAACUUCGAUCAAUAUCGAAGACAACGACCAACUCCAACUCGGAAUCUUACAGAAGAAGAGAAAUCUCGGAACAGAGAAGCGACUUGCAUCCUUGGCCGAGGUUAAAAAGCUCAUUGAUGCUAAUUUUAUCAGAGAGAUCAGGUUCACAACAUGGCUAGCCAAUGUUGUUAUGGUAAAAAAGAGUAACGUUGAUAACUCUUGUGGUUAUGGUACCUUGAGUUUCGUGGACGUAUACUCUGGUUAUAACCAAAUUCUCAUGCAUCCAUCAGACCAAGAAAAAACGGCCUUCAUAACCGAGUAUGGUAAUUACUGCUAUAAUAUUAUGCCUUUUGGAUUAAAGAAUGCAGAUGCAACGUACCAAAGGCUAAUGAACAAGGUCUUCGAGCACCAAAUAGGUCAGAAUAUCGAGGUGUACGUUGACGAUAUGGUCGCCAAAACUAUAGUCGGCAAUUCCCAUAUCCGCGACCUGGCUGAGAUUUUUGGACAGAUCCGACAAUAUAACAUGAGAUUAAAUCCUGAAAAAUGCGUCUUUGGUGUCCGCUGA